GGAACCAUCCGGUCCGCCCCGUGCAGCAGCAAGAGUCUUCCCCCUCUCUCCCCGCGCGCUGCCAUCCUCGCGCGCGGAGCAGGGCCCGUCCGUGGGACAGGAGAGAGCUGGGCCGGGCCUCCCCUGUGCCUCCUCCUCCUCCUCCUCCUGCAGCGGGCUCCGGCCUUUGGGCCCUCCCUGUCCCAGUCUCUGACCCCCCCGCCCCCCGGGGGACUGGGACCGAUGGAUUGACCGGGGCCUGAUGGACAAGAAAGGAUCCGUGUCCUGGAAGAAGAUGGCAGCCAAAGGACAGAAGCAAGGAUCGAAGAGCAAAGAGGAUGCACCUCAUGAAUUAGAGAGUCAGUACAUUUUGAGGCUGCCAUCAGAACAUGCAGCCACUGUGCGGAGAGCUGUACAAUCUGGAAAUGUUAAUCUUCGGGACAGACUGACCAUCGAGUUACAUCCGGAUGGCCGGCAUGGCAUUGUGCGAGUGGACAAGCAGCCCUUGGCUGCCAAGUUAGUCGAUCUGCCGUGUAUCAUCGAAUCUCUCAAGACCAUUGAUAAGAAGACAUUCUACAAAACUGCUGACGUGUGUCAGAUGUUGGUGUGUUCCACUGAUGGGGAGCUGUACCCUCCUCAGGAAGAACCUGUACCUGUUGAUCCGAAAAACAAAAAGAAAGACAAGGACAAGGAGAAGAAAUUCCUGUGGAAUCAUAGCAUCACAUGCCCCCUGAAGAAUGUCCGGAAAAGACGCUUCCGGAAAACUGCAAAGAAGAAGUACAUUGAAUCUCCAGAUGUGGAAAAGGAAGUGAAGAGACUGCUCAGCACAGAUGCUGAGGCUGUCAGUGUCCGGUGGGAAGUUAUAGCAGAGGAUGAAACGAAGGAAGUGGAGAACCAGGGCUCACUGCCAAACCUCGACAGCUCAUCACCAGGAUCAUCUGGGCACAAGCCGGGCCACACCUCAGCAGUGGAGAGAGAUGAACUGCGUGAGAUCUUCAAUGACAUCAGCAGCAGCAGUGAGGAGGAUGAAGAUGAAGGUGAUCGCCAUGAUGACGAGAACCUAAACAUCAUGGAUUCAGAGGAUGACUUGGCCCGUCGCUUGCAACAGAAACUCGAAGAAACUGAUGCUCAAAUGCAACCAAAGCAAGAAUCAAACCAAAUGGUUGUGCAGUUCCAGUAUGAGAUUGAAAAACUGAGAGAGACAUUGCAGUUAACCCAGGAGAAGAGAAAACGACAGGAGGACCUUAUUAUGAAGGUGGAGAAUUUGGCAUUGAAGAAUCGCCUGCAGGCUGUGGUUGAUGAGAUCAAACAACAGGAGGAGAAGGAGAAACUACAGUUGGCUUCUUUACAGUCACAGCUUGACAACCUGCUGAAUAAAUGAAGGACUGCUCACCGACUCUUUUAACAGGGACAGUGCCACAGUGUGUGGGGUGCAAGCAACCUGCUUGACCAGACAUGCCAAGAAUCAGAAUCAGCAUUGCAAACCAUUUGUAGCUUGUACAUAAAUGUGAAUAUCAACCUCAAUAAAUGUACUAUCAGUGAGUAUUAGCUGUA
This is a messenger RNA of Chiloscyllium plagiosum (whitespotted bambooshark), 1533 nucleotides long. RefSeq names its product TAF7 RNA polymerase II, TATA box binding protein (TBP)-associated factor (gene taf7). NCBI's taxonomy places the organism in Eukaryota, Metazoa, Chordata, Chondrichthyes, Orectolobiformes, Hemiscylliidae. Gene Ontology annotation, molecular function: RNA polymerase II general transcription initiation factor activity. Gene Ontology annotation, cellular component: transcription factor TFIID complex. Gene Ontology annotation, biological process: transcription initiation at RNA polymerase II promoter; RNA polymerase II preinitiation complex assembly. The record is from RefSeq and is a predicted model, not a curated record.